UAUAUCAUUUCUUUCUUAUCGCAAACAUUAUAAUAUAUAUAGAAUAUAUUUUCAUUAGGGAAUAUUCGCGUUGGUCAAGACAUCGAACUGCAACAGCUGUGGGUAUAUUUGCUCUCUUUACAAUUCUAACAAUGGCAACAAUCCAACAAUGUGAACUAAAGUUUAUACAAACCCCUCAAAACCCAGUGGAGUAUAAUUUUGGCCCUCGAUCUGUUGCCGUUGGCAAUUUCAAUGAUGACGAGCUGUUAGAUAUUGUUGUUGCCAAUCGUGCCGAUGAUAGUAUAUCUGUAUUCCUUGGAUUUAAUAAUGGUACUUUUGCAAGUAACAUGAUAUACUCGACCGGUUUAUAUUCUGCUCCAUACAUGGUAGCAAUCGGUGAUUUUAACAACGAUUAUCGCUCGGAUAUUGCUGUCGCAUAUUACGGUACCAAUAACAUUGGUUUAUUUCUUGGAUUUGGAAACGGUUCUUUCAUCAAUAAACCAGUGAUCUCAACUGGUUCAUCCCGUCCAAUUUGGAUACAUAUAGCUGAUCUCGAUAAUGAUACAUCACUCGAUAUUGUUACAGCUAAUUAUGGAACUGAUAGUAUUAGCAUAUUUUAUGGAUAUGGAUAUGGACGUUUUGCAUAUCCGAUGACAAUUUCAACCGGCUAUGAUUCUUCGCCAUUCUCGGUCAUCAGUGCAGAUUUUAACAAGGAUAAUCAAUUAGAUCUUGCUAUUGCCAAUUAUGGUACAAAUAAUAUAGGUAUAUUUAUUGCAGAUGGCAACAGAACCUUUUUACAUCAACAAGUAUGUUCCACUGGAGUUAAUUCACAUCCAUAUUCACUCAUCGUUGGUCAUUUUAAUAAUGACAACUUAUUGGAUAUUGCUGUCGCGAAUUAUGGAACUAAUAAUGUCGGUGUAUUUCUAGGCAACACCAACGGAAUUUUUACCAGUCAAACAACAUACUCGCUUAAUAGUUCUUCACCAUAUUCUAUUGGUCUUGGCGACUUUAACAAAGAUAAUCGGCUUGAUUUAGUUGUCAGUAAUAAAGGUACUAAUAACAUAGGUGUAUUACUGGGGCUUGGUGAUGGCACUUUCGCUAAACCAACAAUGAAUUCAACUGGCUCUUAUUCUUCAACCUCGCUUGCUGUAGCUGAUUUCAAUAAAGAUAAUCUACUUGACGUUAUUAUCAUCAGCAAUGAUACUGGCAGUAUAGGUAUUCUCUUUGGUUAUGAUGAAGGCUUCGAACCACAAACUACGUAUUCAACUGGCUCUGAGCCAUUGUCUGUAGCUGUUGGUGAUUUCAACAACGACACUCGACUGGAUAUCGUGGUUGUCAAUCAGGGUGACAACACUACAAGUGUACUUCUCGGAUAUGGCAAUGGUUCUUUUGCAAAUCAAACUACCUAUUCAACUGGCAUUUGGCCAUUCUCUGUAGCUGUUGGUGAUUUCAACAAUGACGCUCGACUGGAUAUCGUCGUCAUGAAUGUAUAUGACAACACUGUAAGUGUACUUCUCGGAUAUGGCAAUGAUUCUUUUGCAAAUCAAACUACGUAUCCAACUGGCAAUUAUCCACAUUCUUUAGCUGUUGGUGAUUUCAACAAUGACACUCGAUUGGAUAUUGUCGUUACUAAUUAUGCUGACCACACUACAAGUGUACUUCUCGGAUAUGGCAAUGGUUCUUUUGCAAAUCAAACUACCUAUUCAACUGGCAUUUGGCCAUUUUCUGUAGCUGUUGGUGAUUUCAACAACGACGCUCGACAGGAUAUCGUCGUUGCUAAUCCUGGUGACAACACUUUAAGUGUACUUCUCGGAUAUGGCAAUGGUUCUUUUGCAAAUCAAACUACGUAUUCCACUAACCCUAACCCAUUUUCUGUAGUUGUUGGUGAUUUCAACAAUGACACUCGACUGGAUAUCAUCGUUGCCACUCCAUAUGACAACACUGUAGAUGUAAUUCUCGGGUAUGGCAAUGGUUCUUUUGCAAACAAAGUUGAAUAUUCAACUGGCAUUAAUCCAUUCUCUUUAGCUGUUGGUGAUUUCAACAAUGACACACGGCUAGAUAUCGUUGUUGCUAAUCGAGAAGACAACACUGUAAGCGUAUUGCUUCAUUAUAACAGAGCAGGUUUAGGAAACGAAAUAACAUUUGCAUCUGGUGGUGGUUCUCGUCUUCGAUAUGUUGGUGUCGAUGAUUUUAAUAAUGAUAUGAUAUUAGAUCUUGUUGUCGUUAAUUAUGGUACUAAUGAUAUAGGUGUACUUCCUGGAAAUGGUAAUGGAUCGUUUUUAGAGCAGAAAACGUUUCCAACAGGCUCAAAUCCAGAUUCGCUUGCCAUAGGUGAUUUCAAUAACGAUGGUCAACACGAUUUUGCUGUAUCUAAUUAUGGCAGUAGAACCAUUGACAUGAUUGUUGGAAAUGGAAAGGGAACAUUUACACGUCAAGUAACUUAUGGAUCUAGCUUGACUAUUGCUCCUGUAGUUGUUACUACUGGUGAUUUCAACAAUGAUGGACAAUCAGAAAUUAUUGUCGCAUAUGACAAUACUGAUAAUAUAGAUAUAUUUGUUACAUUUGAUACCGGCGCUUUUAGAAAUCAACUAACGUAUUCGACUGGCCGUUCUCCGCACCCUGUAGUUGUUGGUGAUUUCAACAAUGACACUCGACUGGAUAUCGUCGUUGCUAAUUCUGGUGACCACAUUGUAAGUGUACUUCUCGGGUAUGGCAAUGGUUCUUUUGCAAAUCAAACUACGUAUCCAACUGGCUCUUAUCCAAUUUCUGUAGCUGUUGGUGAUUUCAAUAAUGACAGUCGACUGGAUAUCGUCGUUGCUAACGGUAAUGACAACACUGUAAGUGUACUUCUCGGCUAUGGCACUGGUUCUUUUGCAAAUCAAAUCAAAUAUUCAACUGGCUUUGAACCAAUUUCUGUAGCUGUUGGUGAUUUCAAUAAUGACACUCGACUGGAUAUCGUCGUUGCUAACUUUGGUGACGCCACUAUAAGUGUACUUCUCGGGUAUGGCAAUGGUUCUUUUACAAAUCAAACCACAUAUUCAACUGGCAAUUUACCACAUUCUGUAGCUGUUAGUGAUUUCAACAAUGACACUCGACUGGAUAUCAUCGUUGCUAACUUUGGUGACAACACUGUAAGUGUACUUCUCGGAUAUGCCAAUGGUUCUUUUGCAAAUCAAAUGAAAUAUUCAACUGGCUUUGCACCAUUUUCUGUAGUUGUUGGUGAUUUCAACAAUGACACUCGACUGGAUAUCAUCGUUCCUAAUUCUUUGGACGCCACUGUAAGUGUACUUCUCGGAUAUGGCAAUGGUUCUUUUACAAAUCAAAUGAAAUAUUUAACUGGCAAUUCACCACAUUCUGUAGCUAUUGAUGAUUUCAACAACGACACUCGACUGGAUAUCGUCGUAGCCAACCGAGGGGACAAUACUGUAAGUGUACUUCUCGGAUAUGGCAAUGGUUCUUUUGCAAAUCAAACUACAUAUUCAACUGGCUCUCAGCCAGUUUCUGUAGCUGUUGGUGAUUUUAACAAUGAUACUCGGCUCGAUAUUGUGGCAGCUAAUCUUGGUAGCAACACUAUAAGUAUAUAUCUUGGUUACUUAAAUCAGAACUUUCAAUACCAAAUGACACUGAUAACUGGUAAGAGGUCUGUUCCGCGAUCAUUAAUUGUUGGCGAUUUUAACAAUGAUACUUUUAUGGAUAUUGCUGUCGCGAAUUCUGGCACUAAUAAUAUUGGUAUUUUUCUUGGAUUUGGUAAUAAUUCUUUUUUAAAUCAAACAACGUUUGCAACUGGCUCUGGUCCAUGGUCUUUAGCUGUUGCUGAUUUAAAUAGCGAUAGUCGAUUAGAUAUGACUGUCAGUAAUAUUAAUGAUAGUAAUAUCAGUGUAUUUCUCGGUUAUGGCAAUGGAUCUUUUAUGAAUCAAACAAUAUAUUCAACUGGAAUUAAUGCUGAACCUUACUCAGUUGCUAUUGGUGACUUUAAUAAUGAUGCCUUAUUAGAUAUCAUUGUCGCUAAUUACCGUGCCAGUAAUGUAGUUAUAUUGUUUGGAUCUGGUGGUGGUAGAUUUACUGAUUCAAAAGUAUAUUUCGUUAGUUAUGGAUCUUUUCCAUUUUCUAUUGUUGUUGGUGAUUUCAACAAUGAUAAAAAACUAGAUUUUGCAGUCGCUAACUAUGGUACUGACAAUUUAAAGAUUUUAUUACAAACUUGUUAA
This is a messenger RNA of Adineta steineri, 4184 nucleotides long. NCBI's taxonomy places the organism in Eukaryota, Metazoa, Rotifera, Eurotatoria, Adinetida, Adinetidae. The record is from the annotation of a GenBank genome assembly.